CCAACAAAGCUAGGAAGCUUUUCUGUUGCGCUGGUGCUUAAAACCAGUCGUUUAGCGCCAGCUUAAGGGAACGCAUAUGAGGGCCUGCAGCCCGAUGGCUUCGGCAACGCUUAAACGUCUACUACGGGGCCCGUCAGGGUCGCUGCAGCUACUGGCGCCGGCGCUGCCCUCCGUGGCGGGUGUGUGCAGCCCAAUUUCGUGGCGGCCAGUUGCGCAGCAGUCCGCUGCCGCUAGCCGGCAUGUCAGUAAGGCCGCCGCCGCCGGGGCCAACGGCACCAGCGGCCCGACCAUCAUCACUCCCGGCAAUAGCAGCACCAGCAGCAGCACCGCUGCCGGCAGUGGCACGGGCAACAACUGGUAUGCGGAGGAGGACUAUGACGUGAUUGUGGUGGGCGCCGGACACGCCGGCUGCGAGGCGGCGCUGGCGGCGGCGCGCCUGGGAUGCCGUACGCUGCUGCUGACGCUGAACCUGGACCGCAUCGGCUGGCAGCCGUGCAACCCCGCUGUUGGCGGCCCCGCCAAGUCGCAGCUGGUGCACGAGGUGGACGCGCUGGGCGGCGAGAUCGGCAAGAUGGCGGACCGCUGCUACCUGCAGAAGCGCGUGCUGAACCGCAGCAAGGGCCCGGCGGUGUGGGCCCUGCGCGCUCAGACCGACAAGCAGGAGUACAGCCGCGUCAUCCGCAAGGUGCUGGAGGAGACACCCAACCUGGAGAUACGCGAGGCCAUGGUGGUGGGCCUGGACGUGGGCCCCAACGACCAGGUGCGCGGCGUGCGCACCUACUUCGGCAUCACCUUCGCCGCGCGCGCCGUGGUGCUCACCACCGGCACCUUCAUGAACGGAACCAUCUGGGUGGGCCGCCAGUCCAUGAGCGCCGGCAGGGCCGGCGAGGCCGCGAGUGUGGGUCUGACGGAGGCGCUGCAGCAGCUGGGCUUCGAGACGGACCGGCUCAAGACCGGCACGCCCGCGCGCAUAGACAGCCGCACAGUGGACUUUGGGGCGCUGGAGCCGCAGCCGGGAGACGAGGACGAGCGCUGGUUCAGCUUUGACCCGGAGGUGCACGUGCCGCGGCCGCAGCUGAGCUGCUACCUGACGCGCACCACAGCGGAGACGCACCGCCUGAUCCGCGAGAACCUGCAGGAGACGCCCAUCUACGGCGGCUGGGUGGACAGCAAGGGCCCGCGCUACUGCCCCUCCAUUGAGGACAAGAUCGUGCGGUUCGCGGACAAGGACAGCCACCAGAUCUUCCUGGAGCCCGAGGGGCGCGACACGCCCGAGAUGUAUGUGCAGGGCUUCAGCACGGGCCUGCCGGAGCGGCUGCAGCUGGCGCUGCUGCAGACACUGCCGGGCCUGGGCCGCGUCAAGAUGCUGCGGCCCGCCUACGCCGUGGAGUACGACUACCUGCCCGCGCACCAGUGCCACCCCACGCUGGAGACAAAGAAGAUUCGCGGCCUGUUCUUCAGCGGCCAGCUCAACGGCACCACGGGCUACGAGGAGGCUGCCGCGCAGGGCCUGGUUGCGGGCAUGAAUGCGGCGCUGCGGGCUCAGGAGCGGCCACCGGUGGCGCUACCCCGCGACUCGUCCUACCUGGGCACGCUGGUGGACGACCUGGUGACUAAGGACCUGCGGGAGCCCUACCGCAUGCUCACCAGCAGGUCCGAGUACCGGCUGCUGCUGCGCUCCGACAACGCCGACCGCCGCCUCACGCCCCUGGGCCGCGACAUCGGCCUGGUGGACGACCGCCGCUGGGCGCUCUUCACUGCCAAGCAGGCCCGCAUCGAGGCCGAGAAGGCACGCCUCGGAACCACCCGGGUUCGUGCCGACUCCCCCGUGGCGGCCGAGGCGGGCAGCUUGUCGGGUCAUGCAGUGCCUGGGUCGCCCACGCUGGAGGAGCUGCUGCGGCGCCCGCACGUGCACUACAGUGUGCUGGAGCGGCACGGGCUGGACGGUGGCGAGCAGCUGCGGUUCUCGGAGCGGGAGGCGGUGGAGAUCGACAUCAAGUACGCCGGCUUCAUUGCGCGACAGGAGAAGCAGCUGGCCUCGCUGGCCUCCAAGGCCUCCAAGCCGCUGCCGGCGGACCUGGACUACAGCGCCAUUGCCACACUGUCGAUGGAGGCGCGGGAGAAGCUGGGCAAGAUCCGGCCUCGCGACAUCGGCCAGGCCUCCCGCAUCGGCGGCGUGAGCCCCGCCGACGUGUCGGCGCUCCUGGUGCACCUGGAGGUGGCGCGGCGGCGGUCGUCGGCGGCGGCCAAGGCGGAGGCGGCGGGAACGGCCAAGGCCGCCGCAGCGGCAAAGGCCGCCGCGGCGGCGGCAGCGGAGGACAAGCAGCCCGUGGCGGCGGCUUGAGGCGCGUGUUUGUGAGGCUGUGUGAACUGUGUGGGGCUGUGUGGACUGUGUGGAGGUUGGGGUUGGAGAGGUGAGAGGGCGUUUGGGAGCGAGUGUGAGCUGCUGUGUGAGGAUGGUGUGGCGGAUGGGGUGGUGAUAUGGCGGUGGUGGGGUGCACAGCGGCGGCGCGGAAGGGCUUGUGCGCCCCCCCCCCUGGACUGCUGCCCUGUGGGUGUGAUGCAUUGCGGUGUGCUGUUGCGAAAUGUUGAUUGACACGUGACUAUCUCCGGCGAUGCUUUACUGGCUUUUUGAGAUAACGUGCCGACCAGGGCUUUUUGAGAUAACGUGCCGACCUCCCCUGGUGCCGGCGCAUUGGAGCGUGGAUGCGCUGUUGCUGCUGCAUUGCAAGCAUUGAUGAGUGUCUCGAUGCACAUUGGACUAUCUGUGUGACCGUGAAACUUUUAAGCAGGGCCUCGGAUUCUGUUAGGGCACCAGCAUUCCUGCUGUAAUGUGCAAUCUGC
Molecule: messenger RNA, 2844 nt
Organism: Chlamydomonas reinhardtii
Lineage: Eukaryota; Viridiplantae; Chlorophyta; Chlorophyceae; Chlamydomonadales; Chlamydomonadaceae
Exons: 13
Coding region: 95-2344 (749 amino acids)
Biological process (GO): tRNA wobble uridine modification; tRNA methylation
Molecular function (GO): flavin adenine dinucleotide binding
Source: RefSeq, a predicted model, not a curated record